Molecule: messenger RNA, 1806 nt
Organism: Gossypium raimondii (Peruvian cotton)
Lineage: Eukaryota; Viridiplantae; Streptophyta; Magnoliopsida; Malvales; Malvaceae
Exons: 13
Coding region: 1-1110 (369 amino acids)
Biological process (GO): positive regulation of transcription by RNA polymerase I; maturation of SSU-rRNA from tricistronic rRNA transcript (SSU-rRNA, 5.8S rRNA, LSU-rRNA)
Cellular component (GO): small-subunit processome; t-UTP complex; 90S preribosome
Molecular function (GO): snoRNA binding
Source: RefSeq, a predicted model, not a curated record
AUGAAGGUUGAAGAAUCAGUGAAGCUGUUGAAUAUGAUGGGAGAAAGAAUCUUACCAGGGAGUUAUUUUCAAUACCCUCCACCUGGUUUUCCUUCUGUUUCUCCUCAUAGACCUUCAUCUAUUCCUACAGAUCUUGAAAGGGUGUACAUAAGAGGCAAAGGUUCUGUCAAGGAUUCUGUUAAGGAAGAGAAACUAAAAGAUAAACCUGGAUUCGAACACCUUAAUGAGCCAUUGCAUGUGUUGGUGGAGGCUGAACUUCCCAAAGAUGUGAUAAAUUCUCAGGCAAAGGUUCUGUCAAGGAUUCUGUUAAGAUGCUUGAAAGAAUUUGGUUUUGUGGUGUGGGGGUUGAAGGGCUUGAGUAGUAGAAGAGUCAAACCAAAAGUUACUUUCAAGUCGAGAUGCCUCAAGUGCUUUUGGAGGAUAAUUGACCAAAUUAUCCUGUCUUCUCCCCCAAAUGUUCUUUCCCCUCUGCCGGUUCCCCAAACGUUCUUUUCCCUCUGCUGGUUUUUUGGAGUUGUAUACCCAAUUUUUUUCCCCAUUUUCGGCUUUCAAAGCUCUUUCCUAAUCUUUGUUCCUCUUCCGCAGUCACAGUCUGUUGAUGUAUUCCCAAAGAAGGCUUUGGAAAGUUUGAGGGAUAUCAAGGAUAUUGGUGCUGUUCUUCUGGAACUAUCCAAGGAAUUUAACAUCGAUAGAUUCCUUGCCAUACAGUUGGAAGCUCUGGUUGAUCAAAGUUCUUAUGAUGACUCAUAUCAUCUUGCUUUAAUAUCAGUAAUAGAUUCAGUUCCUCUGAGGAAUUUAGUGGAUCCUAUUGUCUCGAAGAUUCUACUAACCUGCAUGAAAUUAUCUGAGAGGGAUGGAAAAUUGGUAUCUUCUGAAUCAAUAACCUGGGCCAAGAAUGUUUUAGCUACUAUUAAUAAGAAUUAUCCAUCGCAAUUUCAUGGAGCUGCUCACGAGUUCCUAGAGGAUGCCAAAGUACAAUCCAAGAAAGAAGACACUGUGUGUGAGUUCUUGAGUAAAAUAUUGGACGGGAAUUUAAAUUUAUCAAUAGCCUUCUCAGAGUCCAAAAUCUGGUUUGCAUCACACCAUCCUAAGCGUUACAUUUCAGCAUGAAAAAGAGUCAAACAUAGAGCAGGUGGAGCAAAUGCAAGCUAUGGAGAAGAAUCUAAUCCGGAUGGCAAAAAAGUUGAAAAGCUACGCGCUGAAGUCUUGAGUGCUGAGAAGAAAAUGCAUGGAACGGUACCAUAUGCUAGUGGCUACAUGAAUCCUGAUCCUUCAUAUGCACCACCUUUUCAAGGUGGCACCACCUAUUCUGAUGGCUACAGUCGGCCUAUAAUGCAGACGGAUCUUGGGCCAGUAGAGGGCUUAAUCCCUUUUGGUAAUAGUACCAAUGUUCCAGCUGCUAUUGCUACAACCGGUAGUAAAACUGUCCCUAGCUUAGUUUGGGGAGCACCCUACGAUCCAUCAUUUGCUCAGAGGUAAACUAGGGGAAGCUGCCUUGAAAGCCUCGCCUUGACCCUGGAUUGUUAGCUUUAUGCUAUUAAAGAUAUCAGCAGUUAAUAAAGCACCACAGAUUACAAUAUGGGCAUUCCAUAUUUUACCCUCAAAUUAGCAUCUUAGUAUCCAUUGCACACUAAACUGUUCAAUUGAAAACUAUGUUUGCUUUUAGAAUAGGAGAAAGGUGAAAGAAUUAGAUCUUCCUUGCAUUUGAAGCAAUUACAAGAUGAAUGGCAUAGUAGUCUCCAACUUUUGCGCCUGUAUAUAUGAUUUCUGGAUAUAAUAUUUAAUAAUUCUAAGUAUUUUAUUUUA